This is a messenger RNA of Penaeus vannamei (Pacific white shrimp), 2160 nucleotides long. The record is from RefSeq and is a predicted model, not a curated record. NCBI's taxonomy places the organism in Eukaryota, Metazoa, Arthropoda, Malacostraca, Decapoda, Penaeidae.
GGAAAGGGGAUCACAGGUAGCGCAGCCAGGAGUGGGAUCUCCCACUGGAUAUGAUGAGGAGGAGGUUGAAGAAAGGUGGCGCUUCCAUAACUACUACCAGUGGGUUGUCUUCUUCCUCUUCUUCCAGGCUAUUUUGUGCUAUAUGCCAAAAUUCGUCUGGAAUAAUGCUGAAGGAGGCUUGAUGAAGACAAUUGCUAAUGGCUUGAACCCUGGAUUAUUCAGGGAGGAUGAAGUUAGUUCUCGCAAGAAGGUCAUCAUUGACUACAUUGUGAAGCAUAUUCGGAUGCACAAUGGUUAUGUAUUCAAGUACUGGUUUUGCGAGUUGUUAUGUUUUAUCAACAUUGUUGGGCAGCUCUUCCUGAUUGACAGGUUCCUCGGUGGGGAGUUCUUGACCUAUGGACCAAGAGUUGUAGAGUACAGUGAAAUGGACCAGGAGGAGCGUGUGGAUCCCAUGAUCUAUGUCUUCCCAAGAAUGACCAAGUGUCAUUUCCACAAAUUUGGUCCAUCAGGAACUCUUGAGCGUCAUGAUGCCUUCUGCCUUUUGCCUCUCAAUAUUCUGAAUGAGAAGGUGUUCAUCAUGAUCUGGUUCUGGUUUGUGAUCUUGGCUUGCCUGCUUGGAGCCCUCAUCUUGUACCGAGUUGCCCUCUUCACACUCCCCGGCCUUCGCCCCAGGGCCAUGCACAAGCAUAACAAGUCUGUUUCUCUGGAGACUGUACAAGCCAUCACCAACAAGACUUCCAUUGGAGACUGGUGGAUCCUGUAUGUUCUAUCAACAAAUAUUGACCCCCUUAUCUACCGUGACAUCAUGACUACCCUGGCCAAAGAAAUCGAGACUGCAAACAGCAACAAUCCUUACAACAGUGCAGGGUUAUACUCAUCAUCAUCUGUAUGAAUGUUAGAGGACAUGGAUUGAGGGCUGUCACUCAGCUGAAGGUGUAAUAAAGACUUUUUAAAAUGAAGUAAAGGACAAAAACAACUGGGACCUUUGUACUGUAUUUUCUGCCCACACUUGUUUCUUUGAUGGGUGAGUGAUGGCAAAAUUAUUUUGAAUACUUGUUUUGGUGCUAAGUAUGGUGUGCUUAGGAACAGCUACUGGUACGUGUCAUUUAAUUUACUGACCCUUGCUUUUGAUGAACUUAUCAGUUUAUAGCACUUGCACAGGGAGGGAUGUGGAACCCAUUGAAAAAACUUUUUUGUUUAUUUUUUAAAAAUCUAUGCAAUGCACCAAUCCUUCAGCUGAUCCAUGAUGUGACAUUAUUGUUCUCAUGUUUCAGUUUUUUCUAAGAUUUAGUUCUCCUUACAAUAGAGGUGGACUAGCCAUGUUGCAUGAGGGUGACAGCCACCAGUUCCUGUCUUGAAUAGAAUAUAUCUAGAUUGUUUUUCCUCUUUCACUGGACUAGACUCUUUCAUAACUUCUUUGUUGUUGAAAUGUGAAGUAAGCCUUGAUCUUAUUGAUGAUGUAUAUGUGCUUUUACGUCUAAAAGGUCUUCAAAUAUUUAUUUAUUCUUAAUGUGUCAAGGUAAUGCACUAUUAUAUUCAGCAUUGAUCUGCAUUUUUGCUGGAUAGUCUUUUCAAUAAUAAACAAAAGAAAUGUAAAUAGAUGUUGGCAUUUUAAUGUUAUCUAUCAAGACUGACAGUGUAUGAAUUAUGGAACGACAACUUUGCUGGUCAAAGAUACUUCUUAAAGUGCCAUUAUCUAAAUUGACGCGAGAGCAUUUAGUUACUAAUGAACAACACAAUCAUCUUGACUAUGUUCUGUAAUGGCAAACCAUGUACUGUAACAAUCAUGCUCUCUACGGAAGCAGCUGUUCUUUUAUGGAUUGAAAAAAAUGCAAAUCUUGACUUUGCAAGGAAGGAUUGUGUCUCCCAUAUUAUAGAGUGAAGGAAGCGAGUUUUAUUUGUGAAAGGCUUUAUUUGAAUCUUAUUUCCCCUCCCCAGUUGAUAGAUAUAUCACAAAAAGUUGUCCGAAAAGUGCCAAGUGAGAAUCGGGUCUAUCUGCUCACGUGACUGAUUGUUGGAUGAACCAGAUCAGGUCGUUUGGAAUGUGCAGUUAAAGGACUUCUGUUUGUGAUUUCACUGUAUAAUACAGUCCUAAGUUUAAGAUAUAUUUUGUAUGUAAGGUUCAUGUAUUUUGUAGCUACAUUAAAGAGAUUUUUAUAC